This is a messenger RNA of Acanthoscelides obtectus, 442 nucleotides long. Lineage: Eukaryota; Metazoa; Arthropoda; Insecta; Coleoptera; Chrysomelidae. The record is from the annotation of a GenBank genome assembly.
GGUUACCCGGUGUAUAUGCUGCCUGAAUGACCUCACUUUGUCUAUGGUAACUCCUAGGUAGGCUAGUGAGUUAGAAGAGACGACCUGGGUACCUCCAAGCAUGAAGCUUCUAGAAAAUGUCUCCAAAGUAUUUCGAGGUAGUCUUCAAAUUCCUUGUAUGGGCUAUAUGGCGAAAAGUAGCACUAGUAGAUAUUUACACCAGGUUACCACAGCUGAGGAAGAUUGGAAAUGCCGUUUGCACCCACCCGCUCUACCAACUGACGAAAUAACCUGGAUAUGUUCAGAAUGCGGAGAUUGGAUGUGUAAACCUAGCGUAGAAUUGCCAAAGAUCAACAUGACCGUGCACGAAGCACUCCAGAAUCCCGUUUUAGGAAUAUCUGAGCCGUUAUGCGACGAUCUGGUGGUAUGUCUAUCGAACCCGAGGUAUCAAGUACUCAGUUGA